CAGAGACUGAACAGCUUUCCACAGCAACUCUCUUUCUGAAGUGUUAACAACUUUGAUGAUUUUGGGGCAUUAGCACCUUUACCAAUUUUAUCUGAGCUUAUUUUAUCUCCUGCGCGAGUCUGGUUGCCUCUCGGUGUUUCGGCCACUGAGGGCCAAAGAUGGGGUUGUCUAUUGUUACCCUCCAGCGGGACGCAAUCCUACAUACAAUUAGGAAUACAGCUCCCGGAGAGUGGAAAGUGCUUGUAUUGGACGAGGGCAGUAGGAGACUAAUUGACAAUGUAGUCAAAGAGGACGAUAUCUUAAACGAAAAUAUUACGAAUAUCGAACAGAUCGAGCUGAAGAGGCAUGUAAAUCAUGAUAUCGAUGCUGUCUAUCUCCUCUCUUCUCAGCCUCAUAUCGUCGACUGCCUUCUUGCAGACCUAGAUCGAAGGCGAUAUCGGAAGGCACAUGUGGUGUGGACAUCUUUGCUCGACUAUCAGUCCCGCGAAAGAAUUCAAACGUCCCCUGCUACCAAAGGACAGAUUGCCCAAUUUCGAGAGCUCAACAUCGACUUCUUUCCAAAGGAAUCCCAUCUAGUCACCUUUCGUGACCCUUGGAGCUUCCCGGUUCUGUUUCACCCCGCAUGUAAUGCCUUGGUGAAGAGACACCUAGAAGAGGUUGCACACAAAAUUGUGGCGGUCUGCAUUGUGUUAGGAGAAAACCCCGUAAUCCGAUAUUAUCGGCCGCGGAGCCCUACCCACGAAGCUCAUGUUCUCUGUUCGCAUCUUGCUCGAUUUGUCCAGGCUGGUUUGGAUCGCCAUGCUCAAUUAAAUGAAAGCUUUCGGGCCCCGACAAAUCGACCCCGAGGCGCUCUUUUCAUUACAGAUCGGUCAAUGGACCUCAAUGCGCCACUCAUUCAUGAAUUCACAUACCAAGCAAUGGCAUACGAUCUUCUCCCUAUUCGCGAUGGGGACAAAAUAUUCUACAAAACAGUUAUUCAUGCGGGUAAGCCAGAUCAGGAGGAGAAGGAUAUGGAGAUUGGGGAGCACGAUCAGAUGUGGAUAACCCAUCGUCACCGGCAUAUGAAAGAUACUAUUGAAAGCUUGAUGAGAGACUUUCGAAAGUUUCUCGAGGACCAUCCCCAAUUUACUAGCGGUGAGGAAGAUGCGACCAACCUCAAUACUAUCAAAGAUAUGUUAGCAGGUCUCCCUGAAUUCCAGGAACUCAAGGAAGCAUACGCGCUUCACUUAAGCAUGGCACAGGACUGCAUGAACAUCUUCCAAAACCGAAAACUGCCAGAUCUUGCUUCCGUCGAGCAGUCUCUCGCGACGGGGUACGAUGAAGAAUACCGUAAGCCCAAAAAUCUGGCUGAUCAGAUAGUGCGCUUGCUCGACGACGAGAGCAGCGUACCUGCUGACCGCCUGCGACUUAUCAUUCUUUACUUGUUGUACAAAGAUGGUCUCGUACCUGGGGAUACCCAGAAGCUCCUAGCCCAUGCUCAAUUACCACCUCAGGAUGGCGAGGUCAUUUACAACCUUGAGCAUCUAGGCGCAAGGAUACAAAAGUCCCUGAAGGAUAAAUCUCCGCCUGCGCCGCCCCCCUUCGGAAGAAAACAGCCUCCUCAAAUGCUGGAAGACGAAUAUGUUUUGUCUCGUUUUGAGCCAGCCGUCAAGACCAUGCUGGAUGAACAUGUCAAAGGAACUUUGGACCCUGCCUUGUUCCCGUUUACUAAACCUCCACUAAGCACAGGCGAAGGAAUAGGCGCUCCAGACCCGUUAUCCCAAGCUUCCCUCCGCAGCGCAAAACCAACGUGGGCUAAGUCACGUUUGUCUUCAGUGGAGCCUCGGCAACGAAUUAUUGUCUUUGUAGCUGGUGGCGCUACAUAUUCGGAAUCCAGAGCGUGCUAUCACGUCUCAAAGGCUACUUCGAGAGAAGUAGUCCUUGUUACGUCUCAUAUGCUUACGCCAAGUUUAUUCGUCAGGCAGGUCGGCGACCUAAGCGUCGAUAAGCGUCGUUUGGAUAUUCCCAUGGAGAGACCAAAGCCUAAGCCUCCGGCACACCUCUUCGAGCCUGAUCCCCCUACACCUACGGCGCCGCGGCAAGCUCAGCCACUGCCUAAAACAUCAGUGCCUGCAACCACUGCUGCACUUUCUGCAAUGACGAUUAAUUCGAGUGCAUCGAAUGGCGCUCCACCUCAACAGCAACCACCUCAGGUCCUUAGCAAGUCCAAAAAGGAGAAGGAACCAGGAAAGAAAAAGAAGCAUUUAUUCUUCUCUUCAAAGAAAUGAAGUCAUUCGUCGUUGAGCGUUCUAUAGCAUUAUGGCGUUCAGGAUUCGGUUGGCUACAUAGCAAAUUCCCUUGUUCAUGCUUUGCACCUUUCUUUUCUAGCCGUACAUUCUUGCUUUCUACUUAUCGAUUGAAGCACAUUGAAGCAAGGAGUGAAAUAGUAUAUGAGGUAGAUAGGAUACCAGAAGAAUUCCGAUAUGACGAGGCGGCAUCGUUCGCCGACGCUUUAUGUAGAUAUUUUCCCUGCUCCCUGGUUGAAAUUGCUGCCACUGAAGAGUCAUAGUUCAUCACGGUCCCUGAGGUAUUAAACAAUAUAUAUAAGGUAUCAUAAGGAAAUUCCAAUUUCUUAAGCCG
Molecule: messenger RNA, 2619 nt
Organism: Xylona heveae TC161
Lineage: Eukaryota; Fungi; Ascomycota; Xylonomycetes; Xylonales; Xylonaceae
Product: Sec1 family protein
Exons: 8
Coding region: 159-2267 (702 amino acids)
Biological process (GO): vesicle-mediated transport; intracellular protein transport
Cellular component (GO): secretory granule; plasma membrane
Molecular function (GO): syntaxin binding
Source: RefSeq, a predicted model, not a curated record